CUCAGCUCACCUUUCCCACACCUCAUAUUCACCGUUUACUUAUGUCAUUCUUUAGUAACAUCCCUAGAUUUGGAAAACCUGCGUCUGUUGCCUUGCCAAAUGACACCUUGCCCUUACCUGCUACCCAGCCAAGCGGCAGAUUCUCAAACUGGAGCGUGCCGGCGCAGUUCAACCGAAUCGCGCUUCCAGUGGACGAGGAAGGCGUAGAGCCGAGCGCCUGGAGCAUUGAGCUUUCGCACUGGGAUCGGAUCAUUAUCUUCUCCAUCACACUUUUGGGCUGUGCUCUCUGCUACACCGCGUGUAUCUUCUUGUUCCCGGCCUUGGCGUUGCGGCCGCGGAAGUUUGCUAUUCUUUGGUCGCUCGGUUCAUUAUUGUUCAUUAUCUCGUUCGGGGUACUCCACACGUCCGUGGUGAAGUAUUUGGAGCACUUGUUUUCGCCCGCACGCUUGUGGUUCACCGUUAGCUUUACCACGAGUAUAGUAUUAACGUUGGUAUCCGCGCUCCGGUUAAAAAGCUCCCUAUUGAGCAUUAUCUUUGCUGCCAUACAGCUCGUUUCUGUCUUUGCCUACGCCGUAAGCUACUUUCCUGGCGGUACCCGUGGCUUGCAGCUUGCUGGGAACGUCGCUGCCAGCCAGGUUGAUGGGUGGUUGAGUGCGUAAAUUGUAACUUGGUUAAGCAGGUGUUUGCUUGAAUAUGGUUGGUAAUAUCCUUAAAACUAAGGGUUGGAUUUAUAGGUUUUGGAUAUAUGUUUAUUGAGAUAGAUUGGA
This is a messenger RNA of Babjeviella inositovora NRRL Y-12698, 767 nucleotides long. RefSeq lists its product as uncharacterized. The transcript has a single exon. The coding region runs from base 42 to 659 and encodes 205 amino acids. Gene Ontology annotation, biological process: vesicle-mediated transport. The record is from RefSeq and is a predicted model, not a curated record. Gene Ontology annotation, cellular component: membrane. NCBI's taxonomy places the organism in Eukaryota, Fungi, Ascomycota, Pichiomycetes, Serinales.